Messenger RNA from Triticum urartu, 1110 nucleotides. The record is from RefSeq and is a predicted model, not a curated record. Lineage: Eukaryota; Viridiplantae; Streptophyta; Magnoliopsida; Poales; Poaceae.
UCGAGGCCUCCAAAACGAAGAAACCACGCGGAACAGCUCGUCUCUCCCCGAACCCUAUCGCUGCUUUCCUACUUCCUCCGACGCACAGGUUAGAAGGAGAAACAGUUGCAGGGUCUACGUGCUACCCCGGCGCGGCGGCAGAGCGAAGCACAGCCAUCUCUCUUGAAGACAGCGUAUGGACGGCAUGGGCGUUGGGGAUGUUUGCGAGAAGGGAUCUCCUGGCUUGGCAUCGUCAAGCACAACACCCUCUGAACCAAAGGAAGAUGGCCAUGUAAUACUGAUUCCCCAUUCCCACAUCUUCGCCCUCAUGCUGCAAGCUCUGAAGUUGCCGCCUGCGAAUUACCAUCAUAAGACAUAUCCGGGCAACAACUCUCGUGUUACGGUUACUUUUAAUUCAUCAUUACAGUUGAUCGAUGGUUUGCGUGUUCGAACCUCGAUAUCUGGUGUGAUCUCAAACAACUAUGAUGAAGCAGAAGACAGUGCUGCUAUCGCAGCCAUUAGGUUUAUGGAGAAUGCAUGUGGCAAGGAAAUCAGGGACUAUCACUACACCCACGUACAAAGGCUGGAAAAUCAAGUCACAUUCCUAGAGCGGUACCUGGAUGAAGCAAAAAAGAGAAUCAAGAAGGUACGCAAAGGAUGGUUCUAUGCUGUCAGAUACAUGAGCUCGUAUUCUACUCAGAUACAAAAUACGACAGCUGCUCGUCGCCUAAGAGGGCAGGACAGCACCAAAGGGGCGAUGAAAACAGCACUCGCAAGCACAAGAAAGUUGGCAAAAAGACUAUGUUGUAUUGGCCUGAAAUUGGAGCAGUGCCUAGAGACUACAGAUAGUAUCUGGUGAGCUCUGUUCGGCACAUCGUACCCAGUAUGUUUAUGAACCAUUGCCUUUGUAAUGGAAAGUACCACCUGGUAUCAUGUAGCUCUUCUCACUUUGUUUUGAGCAAGGCACAGAGAUUAUGCUUCUAUGAACUAACUUGUUGGCAGACUGCCCUUCCUUACUAUAAAUUAUGCUUCUAUGAACCAGCUUGGUAUCGGGCUACCAUCCCAUGUUGUAAAUUAUGUAUUAUAUAUUAUGAACGAGCUAAAGCAAUGGUCGUGGUAAUUUUUCUCUCA